UCUACAGACCAAAAUGUAGUGGACUUGAACAUGCCGGGUCAAAUUGGGGCCCUUGCCAACUCAUUGAUCCAGCUUCUGGGAAUUAUUGCAGUGAUGUCGCAAGUUGCAUGGCAGGUUUUCAUCAUUUUUAUCCCUGUGAUUGCAAUCUGUAUCUGGUUACAGCAAUACUACAUAUCUUCAGCACGAGAACUAGCACGGUUGGUUGGAGUAUGCAAAGCUCCAGUUAUACAACACUUUGCUGAAACAAUUUCAGGGUCGACAACUAUUAGGAGCUUCGAUCAAGAAUCAAGAUUUAGGGAUACAAACAUGAAACUGAUGGAUGGUUAUGGUCGGCCUAAUUUUCAUACUGCGGCUGCAAUGGAAUGGCUAUGUUUUCGCUUGGAUAUGUUGUCAUCUAUCACUUUUGGAUUCUGUUUGGUUUUCUUGAUCUCUAUUCCAGCAGGGGUGAUUGAUCCAGGUGUUGCGGGCUUAGCUGUCACAUAUGGACUUAAUCUAAACAUGUUACAGGCGUGGGUUAUAUGGAAUCUUUGCAAUGUGGAGAACAGAAUUAUAUCAGUGGAGAGAUUACUACAGUACACUACCAUUCCCAGUGAGCCUCCUCUUGUAAUAGAAUCCAAUCAGCCAGAUCGUUCUUGGCCAUUACGUGGAAAAGUUGACAUACAUGGUCUUCAGGUCCGGUAUGCCCCGCACAUGCCGCUUGUGUUGCGAGGUAUCACAUGUAGCUUUCCUGGAGGAAUGAAAACUGGGAUUGUGGGUAGAACUGGCAGUGGCAAAUCGACUCUCAUACAGACCCUUUUCCGAAUUGUGGAUCCUGCUUCUGGCCAGAUUUUGAUAGAUGGUAUUGAUAUAUCUUCAAUUGGACUGCAUGAUCUAAGGUCUAGGCUGAGCAUUAUCCCUCAGGACCCAACCAUGUUUGAAGGGACUGUAAGAAGCAACCUGGACCCACUUGAAGAGUACACAGAUGAGCAAAUUUGGGAGGCCCUGGAUAAGUGUCAACUUGGAGAUGACGUUAGGAGAAAGGAAGGAAAGCUGGAUUCUACAGUUAGUGAGAAUGGAGAGAACUGGAGUAUGGGUCAGAGGCAGUUGGUCUGCCUUGGCCGUGUGCUGCUCAAGAAAAGUAAGGUCUUGGUGCUUGACGAAGCUACCGCGUCGGUCGAUACAGCUACAGAUAAUCUCAUCCAGCAGACCCUUCGCCAACACUUUACUGACUGUACAGUCAUCACCAUUGCACAUCGUAUAACUUCUGUUCUUGAUAGUGACAUGGUUCUGCUUCUGAGUCAUGGGCUUAUUGACGAAUAUGAUUCUCCUGCAACCUUGCUCGAGAACAAGUCGUCAUCUUUUGCUCAGCUUGUGGCAGAGUACACAAUGAGGUCGAAUUCCAGUUUUGAGUAGUUUGACUGACAAUUGAAAUUCCAAAUCUUCAUUAUGAACUACUCAACUUGGUAGCUGUUUUGAUAAUGACGAAACAUUAGCGGUAAGGUCCAAAGCGAUAGAACCGGGUGAUCAAGUUAAAGUUUGCAGUGUAUUUUAGGCUAUAUUCUGCUGCAAAUAUUGUAUGGUUAAGUACUUUCAAGUAAUUUUGAUACUGAGAGCUCAAUAUAGGUGUGGAAUUUUGUGGUCGAAUAAAGUAAUUGUAAGUUGAUUGAA
Messenger RNA from Prunus dulcis (almond), 1647 nucleotides. Its product is annotated as ABC transporter C family member 3-like. Gene Ontology annotation, biological process: transmembrane transport. NCBI's taxonomy places the organism in Eukaryota, Viridiplantae, Streptophyta, Magnoliopsida, Rosales, Rosaceae. Gene Ontology annotation, molecular function: ATP hydrolysis activity; ABC-type transporter activity; ATP binding. Gene Ontology annotation, cellular component: plant-type vacuole; vacuolar membrane. The transcript has 7 exons. The coding region runs from base 31 to 1392 and encodes 453 amino acids. The record is from RefSeq and is a predicted model, not a curated record.